Microplitis demolitor is the source of this 1580-nucleotide messenger RNA. It is a transcript of the gene Pdfr, whose product is annotated as PDF receptor. The record is from RefSeq and is a predicted model, not a curated record. Bases 144 to 1517 code for a protein of 457 amino acids. Gene Ontology annotation, biological process: cell surface receptor signaling pathway; adenylate cyclase-modulating G protein-coupled receptor signaling pathway. Gene Ontology annotation, molecular function: G protein-coupled peptide receptor activity. Gene Ontology annotation, cellular component: plasma membrane. Lineage: Eukaryota; Metazoa; Arthropoda; Insecta; Hymenoptera; Braconidae. The transcript has 13 exons.
AAUCAGCGAGGGCUAAAAAUAUUCAUGAAGCGUGAAUUGAUGAAAAAAUUUAACCGUAUGGGAAAAAUUAAUUGGCUUGAAAUGUGAGAAAAAAUACGAAGAAAAGAAUUAUUAGAAGAAACAAUAAACCAAAAUAAAAAAGGAUGUCGGAUUUCUCGGAUGCUAAUAACAAUACAAAAGAACUUUGCGGGCUUCAGCAUCACAACUUUAGUAUUCCUGAUGGAGAAAUUUGGUGCAAUUGGGUUUGGGAUUCAAUUCUUUGUUGGCCUCCAAUAAAAGCUUCGUCCACUGUUACACAAAGAUGCCCAUUAGCCAACGGAAUCGACACAACCAAAUUUGCAGAAAGACGCUGCAGUGAUGAUGGAAGAUGGUUGGGAAGAAAUGGAGAACGCUCAUUAAAUGGUUGGACUAACUAUACCCCAUGUUUUACACCGGAAAUGCUAAUACUAAUUCGUAAACUUUACACUGGUGAUGAACACGCAGCCAAGAUAAAAUUGGAUAUUGCUGAAAAGACUAGAACUCUUGAAUUCGUUGGAUUAACAACGUCUCUAGCAGCAUUGCUGAUAUCUUUGGCAAUCUUUUGGAGAUUUCGAUCGCUGCGAAACACAAGGACAAGAAUCCACAAAAAUCUUUUCGUAGCUAUGGUCAUACAAGUUAUCAUUAGAUUAACAUUGUACAUUGAUCAAGCAUUAAAAAAAUCAAAAGUCUAUGGAUCUAAUCAGGGAAUAAAUAAUGUUGCAAUUUUGUGCGAGGCAAGUUAUGUUCUCCUUGAAUAUGCAAGAACAGCCAUGUUUAUGUGGAUGUUCAUCGAAGGUUUCUUCCUUCAUAAUAUGGUAACAGUGACAGUCUUUCAAGAAACAAGUCAUUAUCGAGUGUAUCGAUUAGUUGGUUGGGGACUUCCAGUUGUGAUGACAUUAACAUGGGCUAUUGUAACUGCUGUUUACUAUCGUCCUUCAAAAUGCUGGUGGGGAUACAAUCUCACAUCAUACUUUUGGAUAUUAGAAGGCCCAAGAAUGGCAAUUAUAAUGCUUAACUUUUUAUUCUUAAUGAAUAUCGUUCGAGUAUUGGUAGUAAAGCUUCGACAAAGUCGCACAAGUGAAACCCAACAAGCUCGAAAAGCUGUAAGAGCUGCGGCCGUACUACUUCCGUUAUUAGGAAUAACAAAUUUAAUAUCAAUGGCUGCAGCACCACUUGAAACAACAAUUUGGUUUGCCAUUUGGUCUUACACGACACACUUUCUUACCUCAUUUCAAGGCCUCUUUGUAGCUACGUUGUACUGUUUUCUCAAUGGCGAGGUCAGGCUUGCAUUGAAGAAGACAAUGUCUGUAUAUAUGUCUCUUAGAGGAAGUAAUCGGUCUAAUCGUCGACUAUCAACAUUUAGUGCUUGUCACUCUCAACGAAUAGCUGCAGUAAUAGAUGUAGAUGAAGAUGAAUUAGGGUCGAGCAGAUGGAUAAGACUGUGCUGUUGCGGCAGAGAUACUUCACCUCCAGAUCAACAAGCCGAGACAACUGUUUGACCUAGGUGGUUUUGGCGUAAAAAACUCGCCAAAACGACGACUACUUAUUGAACGUAUUACCUC